AUGUUCCAACUUAGAACCCAAUUGGGUGGCCCUUCUAACAAUUUAGAAAAUUUAAAUCUUAGUUUCAAAAUUUCGUCUAUCUCUUCAUUAAUUAUAUUACCUGAAAAAUUUAUUGUUGAUAUUCUUCAGCCUUUAUCCUUAAAUUAUAUCCAGAAAGAAAUAUCUUUACCUUCUUCCAAUUUGUCUAAUCUUCCUCCAUUAAUUUCUGAAGCUCCUACUUCAAAUAGUAAAAUAUCGUCUACUACCAAUAAAAAUUUAGAUAUUAAUGUUAAUAAUUUAACUACUUUAUAUAACACUCAACCAAAAUUUUUAUGUACUACUUGCUUUUCUCAAAGUAAUAGAAUUGUUUCCCAUUUAUUAAAGUCCUGGGUGAAAUAUAAAGUUUCUGAAUAUCAGUUUAAUGAAAAUAAUUCUGAUGCUUAUGAAAUAAUCGAUGAAGUAAAAAGGCAAAACAAGAUUAUAAAAAAAAAACUUAAGUCUCUGUCAGCUAAAUGUUUGUAUGACUUGGCCAAAAACGCUUAUUUUCAAGAACAAGAAGUGAAACCAGAUCUUCGUGGAUAUAUUUCUAUUAAGUUACAAAAAGAGAAGUAUAGCCCUAUUGGUGAUAUCUUUGAUUAUUAUUUCAGGAAAGAAGUUAGUAGAAGAAAUACUUUUAAUAUAGGUUUCCUUGAUGAGAAACGAAGUAACCAGCUUAGAAAUUUCUUGGACCAAAAAGAAAUAAUAAAAACUGAAAUUGAUAAAAUAUUAAAAGAAGGUUUAAUUCAAUCUUGCCAAAGUUCAUUGACAUCUCCUGUGGUAUUGGUUCCUAAACCCAAUGACCUUUUGGAUGCUUUAAACGGAUCAUCCUGGUAUAGUUCACUUGACCUUACCAGUGGGUACUGGCAGGUCGAAGUAGAAAAUUCAGAUAAACUUAAAACAGCAUUCACCACACCUUUUGGUGUUUACAUAUUCCAUGUAAUAUCUCUUGGGUAG
Molecule: messenger RNA, 972 nt
Organism: Dentiscutata erythropus
Lineage: Eukaryota; Fungi; Glomeromycota; Glomeromycetes; Diversisporales; Gigasporaceae
Source: the annotation of a GenBank genome assembly